Molecule: messenger RNA, 2151 nt
Organism: Parastagonospora nodorum SN15
Lineage: Eukaryota; Fungi; Ascomycota; Dothideomycetes; Pleosporales; Phaeosphaeriaceae
Exons: 3
Coding region: 1-2151 (716 amino acids)
Source: RefSeq, a predicted model, not a curated record
AUGUCUUUUGGAUUCAGCCCAUCAGAUGCCGUGAAGCUGGUGGAGAUUUCGACGAGGGUGUACAUCGCAUUCAAGGAUGCGAACGAAAACUCGGAAGCACAGGUUGAGUCGCUCGUGCGCGAGUUUCAGGCUUUUGCAAUAUGUCUUCUCGAGCUCGACGAGCUAAUGAAGGAAUUUGGCAAGCCUCUGCCCUUCCCAGUCGACGAGUUCAAGAAGACUUUGGAGAAAUGUGAAGCCAGUCUGAGGCCAUACAAAGAUAAUCUUGUCGACAAGAAGAUGAGCGCAUCCAAAUUCGUGUGGACGAUCAAGUACAUUGGGAAGGAAAAGGAGCUCGAUGGCCUCCGGAAGCAGAUCUCGGGUCAUUAUCAGGCUCUGAACAUGUGCCUUUCGUUCUUGCAGCUUAGCGCAGUUGGCGCUGCGUCCCAAUCUUCGCCGUCAUCCCCACUAGCUCUACCAGCGCCAGACGAUGCACAUCCUUUGUAUAAAGACUGGGAGAUCUUCAACAGGUGGCUCAAGACGGAAGACGAGCGCAUGGGUCAAGAUCUACAGCUCGUGCGACCAUCUUCAUGGGGAGAUACACCUGCAACCACGGGAGGUGUUGACAGCGGAACUUCAGCUGUCUUACAUCGCUUGCGAUGCGAGGUCGAAGAUGCUAUCAUGUUCGAAGAGAAUCGCGCAAAGAGAGCAGCAGUCGAGAAACGUUCACAUCUUGCACCGAGCGACGCCAUGAAGCAACAGGUUCGAGAAAUGCCGCCGGCUCCUCGGCCUCGAACAUACACUAUCGAUACCGAAGCAUCAAGCAGCUAUGAUGCGCUCCACGGUGGUGUUGACAUUGGUGGAUCACUGGCAACACUUCGACCAAAUCCGGGCACGGCGUCGCCAGCAUUAGGCAGUCCGCAGACCGAGCAAGAGUACUUCAUUUCAAACCAAUGGGCACAAUCACCAAUUGCCUCUUCGAUAUCGGAGAACCUAAAUCGAUCAUCGGUAUCGACAAUGCAGAGCAUCUUCCCAAAUGGACAUUUGUCGCCUUCACUCGGUCUAGACGUAGAUGCAACAAGUACGAUUGCUACGUCGCCAGAAGAUGCAUUGUCGUUCACUUUGCGUCAUGUGCUUUCGACUGCAUCUUUGGUGCCACUCAACAUUGGCGAUGCUGCGCUGCAAUGGACAGAUUUGGGUGGCAAGGCGAAAGUCGAGCGUAAAUCAUCCGAACGUGUCAGCGGCCAGGAGAAGACCGUAUUUGAGACUCAGGAAUGCUAUCUGCAUUGGAAAUACCGUGAAGAUGGAGGAAUUUCGUUGCGAGCCACCUAUCGCUCAAAGGAUAAAAAGGCCAAGUUAUGGAGCAUUCAGGAUUUUCCUGCUCUUGGGCCAUCGAUUCCGCUCACGACGACGAUCGAUGGAGACAUUUCCGUCGAUUUCCCGAGAGGAUCUUUUGGUCGUUUGAACAAACAAUGGUUAGACAUCAGGUAUACGUUCAGCAAUUCAGAGUCGUCCUCCGUCUUUCAAACUCUGCUGUACACCAAUAAUGGAAAAGACGCGGCUGAAUUGAUGUUCGAUCGACCGAUACGCACCAUCUCCUCGGACAAGCAUAAGCCAGAAUGUCGUGGCAGGAAUUUGCGCCUUUGGCGACGUACCGAGCUGCACCUUGAGUCAAAUGGGCUGAUGAACGCUGAUGUGCUGAUCUUUUUGUUCUAUACCAGCUGUCUCGAGGGAAAAGGCCAUUGGGUCGAAGAGCCACAUUAUGCGUUUGAGUGGCUCACGGAAUCCGUGUACAAGAAGGACAGCGAUAAAUUGACCCUGUCUUAUUCGAAAGACCCGAGCAGAUGGACGCCUGACAAGCUAUUCCAGAGACGUCGAUCCUCUCAAGCAUCAUCGAGCAGCAAUGGCCAGACAAGCCCUACCAGCAGGGCGCGACAUGACUCAAUGGAGAGUCCUGGGAUCAUACGCUCAGGCACAGGUGGUUCUGCGGCUUCAUCAACGGCAUCGAUAAGGACGUCGCGGUCGUUCUUUGGUAGGAGCAAGGCAUCAACCCGCAUCGGAAACAUCAAUUCCUUCGGCUACUCCAAACUCGAUAUCGAAUUCCAAAGCAGCAAGGAUCGCAGGGCGUUUUUGGAUGUUUGGAAACAGCAUGUUAAGCCUUUGGGAAGUUUGUAA